Molecule: messenger RNA, 4365 nt
Organism: Astyanax mexicanus (Mexican tetra)
Lineage: Eukaryota; Metazoa; Chordata; Actinopteri; Characiformes; Acestrorhamphidae
Product: serine/threonine-protein kinase fray2
Exons: 4
Coding region: 149-2134 (661 amino acids)
Molecular function (GO): RNA binding
Source: RefSeq, a predicted model, not a curated record
GCGAGCUGCGGAGUGGAUUUCAAUGAUAAACGGGUUUAAAGUGUAGUUAAUGGCGGUAAGGUUUUAAGGAGUAGUCUCUGGAGGGUUUGCCGUCAGAAAUGCAUAUCCUGGGCUUUGCUGACCCUGCAUCAGCAUAAAUGUUCCAGUGAUGAGUGAUGCCUCUAUGAUGAACAGCUCGUCUGAUCGCUGCAGGGCGGUCGUGGUCAGCGGUGUUCCUGAUGAGCUCUGCAGCUCACGGAUGAACGACAAACUUACCAUUCACUUCCAGUGCAGGAGGAGCCAUGGAGGAGAUGUGGAGAUGGUGCAGUACCCCACUCACCUUGAAGGAGUGGCCUUUGUCACCUUUGACAACUGGAGAGAUGCAGACCGAGUGGUUAAGUCCAAUCAAGUGCUGAAGGAUAAAGAGUUUAAAGAGGAACAUCCACUUACAGUGUACACGUAUACUCCAGAGGUCGCAUUCUACGCCUAUGCUGACUUGGACUUGUCAUUAUAUCCUGACCCCUCAACCUUGAUCGCAACCUUGAGGUCCAACCACAAGUCAGUGCGUAUCCAGCCUUCCCAGAACAAACCAGGAUUUGUCUCAGCAGAAGGUCCAUUUGCUGCGCUCCAAAGGCUGAGGAAACAACUUCUUAGUGAAACCCAGAACAAGAGCGACAUUUCAGAUGAGGCCUUAAGGCUGUACAAGGCAUCAAGCCUGGACAAAGCCUUGCGAACUGACAAGGCCAGGAACCUGGAGAAGGCCUCCGUGCCACUUGAGGCCUGGAGCCAGGACAAAGCCUCAAGCUUGGACAGGGUCUCAAGCCCAGACCUGGCCUCAAGCCAGGACAAGGUGUCAAGAUCGUACAGGGGCUCAAGCCAGGACAAGGACUGGGCUCAGAAAGAGACUGUAAGAUCGUACAAGACCUUGAGUCCAGACAAGACCUUGAGCUCAGACAAAGCCUCGAUCCAGGAAGAGCCCUUGAGGUCAGACAAGGCCUGGACCCAGGGAGAAGCUUCAGGAUUGUACAAGUCUAGGAGCCAGGACAAGGCCUCACUCUCAAGCAAGGCCUGGACCCAAGAAGAGGCCUUGAGGUCAGACAAGGCCAGGACCCAGAAAGAGGCAUUGAGGUCAGACAGGGCCUGGACCCAGGAAGGGGCCUUGAGGUCAGGAAAGGCCUGUACUCAGGAAGAGGCCGUGAGGUCAGACAAGGCCUGUACUCAGAAAGAGUCCUUGAGGUCAGACAAGGCCUGGACCCAGGAAGAGGCCUUGAGGUCAGAAAAGGCCUGUACUCAGGAAGAGUCCUUAAGGUCAGACAAGGCCUGGACCCAGGAAGAAACCUUGAGGUUAGACAAGGCCUGGACCCAGGAAGAGGCCUUUAGGUCAGACAAGGCCAGGACCCAGGAAGAGGCCUUGAGGUCAGACAAGGCCUGGACCCAGGGAGAGCCCUUGAGGUCAGACAAGGCGAGGACCCAGGGAGAGGCCUUAAGAUCGUACAAUACCUCAAGACAGGACAAAGCUUCAAGCUUUGACAGGUCUAGGAGCCGGGACAAGGCCUCAAUCUCAGACAAGGCCAGGACCCAGGAAGAGGCCUUGAGGUCAGACAAGGACCGGACCCAGGACAAGGCACCAAGAUCGUACAAGGCCUCGAGUCAGGACAAUGCUUCAAGAUUUGACAAGUCCUGGAGACAAGACGCAGCCGGACAGUUGAAGGUGGAUGAUAUGACCAUAACCAAUGGAACUAACUGUGUGAGUUUUUGGCUUGACACACACAUAUACAAGUACAUGCAGAUGGUGGAGAGAAACGAGUGGGACAGAUGCGUGGGCAGGUAUAAUGUGACCGCUCAUGCUGUGAGCACAGGCGAAGUUACCGAAGUAAAACUGCACGGCAGAUGUGAAGGAUCUGUGCUACUUUCUGCACAAGGAGAGUUAGAGACACUAGUGGCUAAAAGUCAAGACACUUUACGCACUCAGCACAUAGACUGCAGUAGCGCUGAUGCUAUGGAAAGGUUAUUGCAGGUUUGUAAAACUGCACAGAGCAUUUAUACAAAAGUAUGUUACUUUCCGUCAGAUUCUUGUGUUGAAGUUAUUGGCCCCUCCAGCUCCAGUCACAGGUUCUGUGAGUUUGUGAAGACCAUGACUGAGCAGGAAUUCUGACAGAAAGCAGCUAGACUAAAGGGAAAUGCAGUUAUUUGUGGUCUAAUCCAUACUUCAUGUAUUCAUACCUAUAACUUCAUAAAGUAAGACUGUAGUCCUAAAUCAGUUUCUCUGCAUACUUGGUUAUGAUCAGUGUGUGGGGCUGGUACAAUUAGUGGAUCAGAAACCGCAGUGCUGCUGGAGUUUUUAUACACUUCGUCCACUUACUCUUCACUCUAUUGAACACUCCUUCCUAGAGCUGCUUCACCUUGUAGACGUAAAUUCAGAGACAGAAACUCUGAAUCUGUUACUGCAAAGUUCGUCCUCUAGUCCUUUAUCAGUCAUCACUGGACAUUGUUGGCUGGAUAUUUCUGGUUCAUGGACAAUUUUAUUCCCAGUCUAGCAGUAACACUGAAGUGUUUAAAAACUCCAGCAGCACUGCUGUGUUUGGUCCAUUCGUACCAGAACAACACACACCGUACUAACACACCACCACCAUGAUGAUUUUGAUGAUUUUACUUUACAAAUCAUUGGUUGUUUGGAUCAGCAAUUGCAGUAAAAUAUAUAAUAUAGCAGAUGAACACAGUGAUAUUAGAGAAUAGGAUUUACAGAAAGUGUGAAAUAAAUUAAAGUUGUUUUCCUCUGUGCAUCUUCUCUGAAGAGUGGCAACAUGGGAGCCUCAAAACUGAAAACAAAUAUUUGCUCAACAUCAUGGUUUAGGGGAAGGAUAUAAAAAGCUAUCUCAGAUAUCUCAGCUGUCAGUUUCCACUGUGAGGAACAUAGUAAAGAAAUUGAAGAGCACAGGCACAGUUCUAGUUAAGACCUGAAGUGGCAGGCCAAAAAAAUCUCAGAUGAACAGAGGAGAAGGAUGGUGAGAACAGUCACUGGAUACUUUAAAAAGACAACGACCCUAAUCACUAAACACUGCUCAAAAUCUACUAAAGCAUUCAUGCAGAGAAACAAGAACAACAUUCUGGAAUGAUCAGCUCAGUCCCCAGACCUGAAUAUUAUUGAAAAUCUGUGGUGUGAUUUAAAUCGGGCUGUUUAUGCUCAGAAACCAUCAAACCUGACUGAACUGGAGAUGUUUUGUAAAGAAGAAUGAUCCAAAAUAUCUUCAACCAGAAGUCAGACUCUCAUUGGAAGCUACAGGAAGUGCUUAGAGGCUGUUAUUUCUGCAAAAGGAGGAUCUACUAAAUAUUGAUGUAAUUUUUCUGUUGGGGUGCCCAUAUUUAUGCACCUGCCUAAUUUUGUUAAAGGAUUAUUGCACACUUUCAGUAAAUCCUUUAGACUUUAUUUCACUUCUCAAAUAUCACUGUGUUUAUCUGAUAUAUGAUAAAUAUUUAACUGAAAUUGCUGUUCAGAGCAACCAAUAAUAAUAAAGGAAAUUCAUGAAAAUGAUCAGGAGUGCCCAAACUUUUUUGAUACCUCUGUACAUGGUCUGAAAUGCAAAAAUGAAACAGCUCAAGCUAAUGUGCUAUGCUAAAAAAAAAGCUAGUAUCUACAUAUUACUGUGAUGUAAUUUGCUAUGUCAUGUCAUGCAUAGUUUGUUAACUUUUUCGUAAACUAUAAUAAUAAUUUCUAUCCGAGGUGUUGGAUAAGUUGAAUAUUUUAUCACAGUUCAUGUUAGUUAAAUUAUGCACAGACAUUUAUUUUUGCUACUUCUCUUUUUUUUUUAACUGGGAAAGUCCAGACGGUAGGGUGGAGGGGUCUCAUUUUCCACUAGUUAAAGUGGUUAAAUCUGUUUGCUCCAGAUAGUACUGCUCUGCUAACAGUGUAUGUUAAAUGCUAGGUUUUAGUUUCCAUUUUUAAUAAUAAUAAAUAGCAAACGGAGGUGGUGUUAUUUUACUGUAUUGUUGUAUCUAUUGAGGUUCGUAUUGGAAGCAGAAAAAGGCUGCAUUUCUUUAUAAAUCCUCUAGAGGGAGCUCUAGGCCAAGGUCUGUUUACGACAUCCAACCUAUCCAGCAAAAGCAGACUAAGAAAAUGUGCACUAAUACUUUAUUCCAGUAGGAUCUUUUCUUAUUUUCUUAUAUUUCUGCUUGUUGUUAAGUAGAUUUCAGGUAUCUUUCACAAUGGUAGCUAAGGCCAGUUCUUGCCAUCUCUGCUUUGUUGCUCGUUUCAAAGUCUAUUGUAGUUAAUAGCUGUUGUUGAAUUAAUAUUUGAUUGAUAUAAUUUACAUAGAGAAUGCCUUGUAAUCUUAAAAAACUGUGAUGCUGCUGAGUGCAUGAUUAAAACAACAGUGUGAACUGCUAAAA